GCCGUUCUCUUGUCGCGGCCUGAUAUACCUCUUAUGCCUCGCGAUCCAGCUGGAUUGGACAGCGACAAGUCCAUCUGGGCAAGCAGGGUCUUUCCUGUGACCGAACUACGCAAAAAUCGCCAGCAGUGGGUACGUGAUUGGGACAAAGGGAUCGCCAAGGCCAUAUGCUCGGUCGAACCACAGGAGAACUUCAAUGGGGCCAUCUUCAUCUUCGUCUGCACAUCUUGUGCUCUGUUCGGGACCCAGCUACGCCGCGGGAGUGUGGAUCAGGACGACUACCAGGCCCUCUGCGAGCUCAGGGCAGAAAACGACAAGCUUCGCGACGGUGUUAUGGCCAUACUGAGGGCUGGACAGGACACAAGGAUCAGUCGCAGUGAUCAUCGCGAGUGGUUCGCUCUAGUCAGUCCAGAAACGCGGAGGGAGAUUGUUUGCGAAGGCUUCGAGGAGGCAUGCUGGGAAUCUCCUUGCGGCCAGGACGGCCGCGUCUUGUGCCCCGAGCUAAUCUCUGUCGACCUUCUCAAACAGCGCGGCCAAAAUCUAUUCGAUUUCUUUGAGCGAUGUCGUCGCGCAUCAGAUGAAGGCGGUCUGGAGAAGUUCGACAACGAUAUCGUGAGGACCGGUUGGUGGAGAAGCGCUUUUGGAAACGGCGAGGUCCUGGAAAACACCACGCUGGAGAUAAACAAGUUCGCGUAUGACUACGUCACCCGCAUCCGAUCCCAGUUUAUUCUUAACUUCAUCUGGGGCUCAUACUACGCCCUGGUUCGUAGAUGCGAAGACACUCAGAAUCGGGCAAUCGACAACAUUGUCGCUACCCGGAUUCUACGGAACAUUGGGCGAGAACAAACUCUGCGGAUCAUGAACGCGAAGUGGUUCAAGCAUCGCUUGGUACUUCCCUGCGAAAACUGUCGACGCAAGCCUGGCGAGGUUGGAACGAAGUUCAUGAGCUGUAGCCCAUGCAAGCGUAAGCUCAACUUUGACGUCCGCUACUGUUCAAAAGAAUGUCAGAAAGCCAACUGGCCCAUGCACAAAGCCCAUUGCGGCAGAGAGAAGAUCUCGAGGAAUCGGGAAGAGUGGGUUCCCGAGUACAACUUCUCUAUGGCAUUGCAGCUCCAGAUUAAGAUGCAGGUCGAUUUCCAGGAAACCGACUACGUCCUGUUUAGGCGCCAAGCCGUGCCCUUGGGACACAAGGUGACCUACAGCGACCCUGGAAAGCGGGAGGUGUUUGGCGAUGCUCUCAGGCUUCUCUGGACAGCUGCAGACAAAGAAGGUAUCGAUGUCGUUGCCAAAUGCCUCGUGGGUGCGGUAGAUACGGACGAGAGCGUCCAAUCUAGUAUUACGAGGGACGACGUCAUUGCCCAGCUCACUGAAGAGUACGGGGUCGACGUGCGAUCUGCACUGGAAAGCUUGGAGGCUAAGCUUGUGAUGGAGGAUGAGGAGGAGAGGUAUGCAGGCAUGCUUAUUGGCCACCUCGUCGACCCCGACGAGGUCGACAGAUUACUUGCAGAGCGACGGGCACAGGAACCUAAACACGAUCUGGAGGCGAUCAAGAAUGACUAUCUGAAGCACGUGAAGUAGCCCUCCAUUUAUUUACUGACUCGCGUACAGGCCUAACGAUACCAUACCAAAACGCUGAUUUACGCAUUUUGAUAGCGACACCUCCGUCUUAACUUACCAAAGGUAUCAUACAUCCCAGCCGACCUUUACCUAUCAUAACUGCGAGAACAUCUUGCGUCGAUCGCCGAGUCGUAGGUCCCACGAUCAUAACACCAACGGUAUGUGAACCCACUCCUCGAGUGCCGAGACUUUCAUAGGCGCUUUCGUCGGAGGCGAUUCGUUCGUGGUGAGUGCUGCUUUCUAUGAGUGUGUGCGGGACGACGGCCGCCGAAACACGCGGCAGCCGCAGAUCAUGUGAAGAAAACCCUUUGCUCACAGCUCUCACGUCCAACUCACUCACACCCUUCGCUUUCACGGAAAACCAGCUUACCGUCCACUCCAACAUUGCGUCAAUGGCAUGCAAUGAUGGCGUCGGACCCGCUCAUCAACGCCUACCAUAACGUUGGCUGCAUGACUAUCUUAAACUGCGUCAUAGACCAAGUAAGCACGACAUGAUCGAUUGAUCUGUGGCCAGCCAUUCGGGGACAAUCUCAUUCCCAGACUUGAGCUUGAAGCUUGAAGUCCGGGCCGACUUCCUGUGUAUGGAGGGGACAAGAGGGGACAAGUCCAACCUGCCUUGGAACUCCGCUUUCGUCACGACGCUCGUCUCUCAUCCAAUCGCGGUGGAAAGUCAGGCUCAGCCGGAAUGACAAUGUCAAUCAGAAAAUGGGACUAACUUUAGCUCCCCCACGGGGCGGAUAUCAAGCCCAUGACUACCAGCGCUUAGUUGAACCUCAAGCGCAGUACGUCUUGCGAAAGGCUAAACUCCAGGCCCGCUCACGCGCCAAUUGCGCCUGACCGCUUCCACCACUCUCAUCUUGAAAUAACCCACACCUAUAGUUCGGCGGCACAGAGCAGAUCCAUUGCUUCUCUCGUUCCUCUCUUAUCUCAAGUUUCUCACUACGCAGACACGUCAGCUUUACGCGUAUGUGCUAUCACCGCGUCCAAGUAGGCGGUUAUAGUAAGGACACGUCUUCUACAGAAGCCACCCCUUGCUAGGAGCUGCUUCGAGCACAGUGCAAAGACGAUAAUAGCGCGGCGUAUGAAGUAUGGUCAUGGAGCUCUACUCCGAUGAUACACCCGGGCCGCCGUCGACCGCUUUCGUACCGUCAUAUGAUGCUCCUGCGUGCCCUCUGCUUCUUCGGCGUCCUCUACCGCUCCGUGCCUAGAUGGGAGAGGUACUUAAGCUCGCGUGUAGACUGAACGGGAACUUCUCGUUCUCUCAGACUCUUGUCUUCAUCAUGGCUCGAGAUGUACCGGUCAGUCCUAGAGCAGUGUUGCUCGCCAUCUUUAUUGCGUUUGGUGGCUUCUUGUUUGGCUAUGACAUGGGUGUCAUUUCGGGAUGCCUCAUCAUGCCUGACUUCAUGCGCCGCUUCGGUACCGUAGAGGCCGACGGAACACCAUACCUGUCGAGCACCAGACAGUCUGAGAUCGUGUCCCUUCUAUCAGCCGGAACAUUCAUUGGUGCUUUGGCGCAGGCUUUUACCGCUGAUCGUCUCGGCCGCCGGGGUUCGAUUCUCUUUUGGUCAGGGAUCUUCACCGCCGGUGUAGCCAUCCAGACUGGCACAACUUGGUCGCUCGCCCAGUUGUUGAUUGGCCGAUUCAUCGCCGGGCUCGGCGUUGGUUCUUUGUCAGCCAUUGUGCCACUGUAUAACGGUGAGACGGCUCCAAGAGCUAUUCGAGGCACCAUCUUGGUUAUUUACCAGGUGCAAAUUAUCAUGGGGAUCUUCUUGAGCUACCUCUUCGAGUUGGGAACCCACCGUCUGAAUGGCUCGGCUUCAUGGCGCAUUCCUGUCGGACUGCAGAUGGUCUGGGGACUCAUCUUGCUCUCUGGAAUGUUCUUCCUCCCCGAAUCACCUCGUCACCUGCUCGGUAACAACCGUGAGCAAGAAGCACGCGAAGUCGUUGCCGAUCUGAAUAGCGUCCCUGUCGACGACCCUUUGGUCACUGAGAUUGUCGAGGAGCUGGCUGAAGCCAUCCGCGCGGAGAACGAGGGAGGCGGAGUGGGGUGGCUUGAGUGUUUUUCGCCCAGGAACUCGAUGUGGAAGCGUACCAUCAACGGCAUGAUGCUGCAGUUCUUGCAACAGCUGAACGGGCAGAACUUCUACUAUUACUACGGAGACACAUUCUUCGAGAUGGCUGGAGCUGGCCUUUCGCCGUAUGUCAUCCAGACCAUCCUCGGCGCUGUUUCGGUCGCAGGAACCGUGCCCGCGAUGUUCUUCAUCGAGUAUUGGGGUCGUCGCAAAUCCCUACUCUAUGGCGCCUUCUUCCAAUCCUUCUGCGCCAUCAUCGUGGCUCUCGUCGGGCACUACACCCUCGCACCGGAAGGCACGCCCCUGGCCCAGCUUACGUCUCGAAACCGGUCCGGCGGCGACGUCGUGAUCGCGUUCGCGAUCAUCCAGGUCUUCUUCUACGGCACGACGUGGGGCCCGACGCCAUGGGUGUACCUCGGCGAGUCCUUCCCGCUGCGCGUGCGGCCCAAGUCGAUCGCCCUGGGAAGCGCGACGAACUGGUUCUGGAACUUCAUGCUCUCGUUCUUCUCACCGCGCAUUACCGCCAAGAUCGGGACGAUGAUUCUGAUGGUGUUCUUUGGGUGCCUCGUGUUCGCGUUCUUCUACGUCUACUUCGCCAUCCCAGAAACGAAGGGGCUCACACUCGAAGAGGUCGACGAGCUGUACCGUUCUGGCGUUCUACCGUGGAAGUCGGAGGGCUGGAAACCGGCGUCGAAACGGGUUCCUCGUGCCAAAGAGGUUGUGGAGAUGCACGAGAAGGCCUCUGAAGAAAACGAUGCUGUGUAAAAGAGACUCAAUGUGAUACUACACACGAUGUAUCGCUAGACACUACGCUAGCUAUGUAUGAUCGCACUAACCGUUGCGAAUGACAUGGAGUUGUGACAUAGUGGACAUCAGUUAUAUAUCCUGAGAGAGCAAGAACACUAACAACCUACGAAGAACCGUCUGGAUCAUCAUCCCCAUUCCCAGACGCAUCCGCCUCCUCGCCGUUCUCCUCCUUCCCAUUCUCCUCACCCUUCGCAAGCCAGCUCUCCCACUCCCUAAGCACCCGAUCCAGCUCGUUCUCCUCCCCCGCUUUGUCAGCAUGCCCAUUCUGCACUAGCGGCGGCGGCCCGCUCCCAUCCACAGGCCACACGGCCCUCACGGACCGCCACUCCCUCUCGCCAUACACACCCUCCACAACCGCCCGCCGCACAAACGGCACCAGCACACGCGCGAACGCAGCCCCGGCGGCUCUGUACACCUCCCGGUCCUCCCACGGCAUCCCCUCCCCUCCUCCUCCUCCUCCUCCCCUUCCUCCCUCGUUCCCGCUGGAGUCGCCAUGUUGAGCGGCGACGACGCGCUCGCGCUCCAACACGUGCCCGAGCAUCUCCUCGCCCGCACGGUGCAGCGCGGACUCCGCGAUCCCGAGGACGCGGGGGAGCGCCGAGUGCGGCGCGAGCGCACGCAGGCGGUUGAGCGCGGUGAGGUGCGCGUUGAGGUGCGCGGCGAGGGGCGGGAAGCGCACGAGGAUCGGCGGCGGGGUGUGUGGUGCGUCUAAGGCCGCGUCUGAAUCUGGGUAGAGUAGUGAGGAGAGCGGGGGCGGGGACGGGUGCGAUCUGGCGAGGAGCCAGG
Coniophora puteana RWD-64-598 SS2 is the source of this 5279-nucleotide messenger RNA. RefSeq names its product general substrate transporter. Gene Ontology annotation, biological process: transmembrane transport; carbohydrate transport. Gene Ontology annotation, cellular component: plasma membrane. The record is from RefSeq and is a predicted model, not a curated record. The transcript is spliced from 17 exons. Gene Ontology annotation, molecular function: carbohydrate:proton symporter activity. Bases 2895 to 4451 code for a protein of 518 amino acids. NCBI's taxonomy places the organism in Eukaryota, Fungi, Basidiomycota, Agaricomycetes, Boletales, Coniophoraceae.